AGGACCUUCUCUUUCUCUCUCGCGUCACUCCGGCAGCUAGCGUGUGCGGUACAGAAGAACAAUCGUCAAGCGGCAAACUACCUUUUUUACCUCCAAACACAAAACAAUUCGACUAGCUGCCGUCAUUACUCCUAUUUGGGAUCUGCAUUCAAUGAUCUACCACUCAUGAAAUAUCAACAUUUUCUCAUAUUUUGUACCCUGGUUACAAAUGCACUAUGUAACAGAGCGUGCAGUCGGAACACAUGUCUUAACGGCGGAACUUGCACAGUGAACGAUGAGACGCGAAUGUUUCAGUGUGAAUGUCCGAAGGGUUUCAGUGGGUUGCUAUGUCAGGACAACUGCUCUUUGCACUGUCUCCACGGUAACUGCGUGAAAGGAACGUUUGGCGAAGAAACUUGCCAGUGCUCCGAAGGAUGGAUGGGCUCACUUUGUGAUAAUCUAGUUACUGAUGAUGACACUGCUCAAAAGUGCUCACCGCAAUGUGGCGAUGACGAAAGAUGCACAAAAGGAGCCGACGGAUCAUACAUUUGCCAGAGCAACGAGCCGUCUUGCGCAACACACACUUGUCAGAAUAACGGCACUUGUGUUGCCGAGAACGGAAAUGUAAAAUGUGCCUGCCCACCUGGAUUUGUUGGAGAUCACUGUGAAACUGACGAGGACGAGUGCAAAGAAAAUUUUUGUCAGAAUGGAGCAGAUUGUGAAAAUUUGAAAGGAAGUUAUGAAUGCAAAUGUUUAAAAGGAUUUUCUGGUAAAUACUGUGAAAUCCAAGACAAGAAACAAUGCACUUCUGAUUAUUGUCACAACAAUGGUCAAUGCAUUUCGACUGGCUCCGAUCUCUCCUGCAAGUGCUCUCCCGGGUUUGAUGGUGCAUUCUGCGAGCUCAAAGCAGAGGUUAACGAGUGUAUAUGUGAAAACCCGGCUCAUGUUUGUUCACUCGUAAACGGGACGUCAAGGACAACGCAAUGCGAGUGUCCUUCGGGGUUUAUGGGUGCCGACUGUAAAGAGUUGCAAGCUCGUCCAUGCGAUCGUGAGCCGUGUCUUAAUGGGGGUCACUGCGUCGACGACGGGCAGAAUCUCUUCACCUGCUUUUGCCUUCCCUCUUUUACCGGCAUCUAUUGUGGAGAGCCUGUUGAUUGUCUGGUUAAUGGAUCGGAUUGUAAGAAUGGGGGAAAGUGUGUGUUCGCGUUAGCCGCAACUACCUGCCAGUGUCCGGAAGGAUUCAAUGGGUCCAAUUGUGAAAUAAGUAAUUCAUAUCGGUCACAUCCAACAUGCAGUGACAUUCGAUGUUUGAAUGGUGGAAGCUGUAAACUCGACGCAGAAGGGGAACCGUUUUGUGUAUGUGAAGAAGGGUUUGAUGGACCGUUCUGUGAGCCAAAAUCUGGAUGCACAAUUAAUCCCUGUCAAAAUGGAGGAACUUGCCAAGAUGCAGAUGGACAAUACUUCUGUCAUUGCACAUCAGGCUUUGGUGGCGUCCACUGCGAAACGGUGGAUGAGCCUUCAACCCCUAUUCCCACAUUAGGAACGUUUCCAUCUUUUACAACUUCUGGAAUCGACGGAUUCUCUCAGAGUAAAAUAUCUUGCGAAGACUGCGUCAACUCAUCCAAUUGUCUUGACGUCGAAUCUGGGCCAGUUUGCAUUUGUGAUGAUGGAUAUUUUGGACAAAAAUGUGAUCAGAAACAUGAUAAAUGCUCUAAAGUAUCCUGUCCAUCUGGUCAAACUUGUAGCCAAGUGAAUGAUAACGUGAAUAUCACUGCACAAUGUGGAUGUGAAAUAGGCCACUUUGGACAACAGUGUGAAAUGGUGACGUCAGCAACAUUUUCGGCGAAAAGUUUGUAUAUUCAUCAGAGCUCCAAAUUCUCCCUUGGAACUUCUUCAUUCGAAAAUAUUGCCUAUGAACUAGAGUUUUCGUUCCGCACAACUGUGGAAAAUACCCAUUUGGCGAGCAGCGAGAACAUUCUCGGAGAGAAGAUUUUGUCUAUUCAACUUUUGUCGGGAUACUUGGUGUUCAACAUGACCGGAAAUUCGUUGGAGCACCUGCUGCCAAUGAGAGUUAGCGAUGCUCAAUGGUAUACAGUGUUUGUAAAGGGAGAGGAUAAUAAAAUCCAAAUCGAAGUCUCCACUGAAAAUGGGUUCAGUCUAGUUCAAAAGUCAGUCAACGGACAGCUUGAAGUGUUCCUCACCAGAUUUGGAAAGAUCUCUGGAACUCAUCACUUUAUAGGAUGCAUGGCUGAUGUUCGAGUGGACGGGGAUCUCAUAAUUUUUGCAGAUAACAAACGAGCAAUUGAUAUUAGAAAAGGGUGCACUAGAAGUGAACAGUGCACCAGAGCAUACUGUCAGAAUGAAGGAAUUUGCAUUGACCAUUGGGAGAGCUCAAGUUGCAAAUGUAAACCUCCAUACCUGAAACCAAAUUGUGUAUAUUUCCUCCCCAAAACGACCUUUGGACAUUUGGACCAGCCCUCAAUUGUGCAUUUGAGCACAAGCGAAUCGGAAAACCACCUGCUCCGUAAUCACAUCGAGUUGAGCUUCUUAAUGCAUUCCGGCAAACCGGAUGCCGUUCUGUUCUAUAUUGGCGAGAAGCACGCCGCAGAUGUUCUGACUAAUUAUCUCGUCGUCAAGAUUGCUGGCGGUCUUAUUACAGUGAGAUAUAGAACCGGUGGCCGUCGUGAAAUCGAGUUCUCCAGCAAAAACCGCGUUGACGACAAUCAGGAGCAUCAUGUUCAAAUUUUCUUGGACAAAACCACUAGACAGAUCAUUAUCGACGAUCUCAUCGAAUGUUCGGAACCAAUUAUCUCGCGCAUGUCACAAGAGUUUUAUGUGGAUGACAUUGUGAUUGGAGCGUCGAAUGUUGUAGCAACCGACUCGGAGUUUUAUAAAGGAUACCUGCAGGAUAUUCAAAUCAAUCAGAAAUCUGUGGUCAUUCAUCCAACUUCACUGACAAUUGAUAAAAUCGGAAAAUUGGAAAGGACACAGAAUGUUAUUGAGGGCGCUGUGUCUGACCCAAUGUGCUCUUCUAGCACCUGCAAACAUGGUGAAUGCUCCGAAACGUUCAAUGAUUUCACUUGCCGAUGCUCGGAUGGCUCGACAGGAAAACUUUGCGAUAAAGUUGACUACUGCAAAGAUGCAAGCUGUAUGAAAGGUUCUAGAUGUGAAAAUGCGGAUAACGGGCAUUAUUGUAUUUUCCCAAUAACUAUAUCAAAUGGAAGCAUGCUUACCUACAGUCUGGCGCCCACAAAAUUUAUGACUCUCCCAAGCAUAGAAUUCUCGAUCAAAGCACAUUCCCAAAACGGACACAUUUUUACACUGACAAUUGAUAAAUCAACGUUGUCAGCAUAUCUUUUCAAAAAGCGUUUGGCAUUGGCAACCAAUUCCGGUUCCGGUACAAUCCAAAAGUUUGAUUCAGUGAUUGCUGAUGGAAACUGGCAUCAAAUCAUUUUGAAUCCUCACAAAGUUUUGAUAGAUAGCGUGAAAUUCAUCUCUGAUAAUCAACUCUAUCCAGCGGAGAGCAAAUCUGGAGCUUCACUUUUUGUUGGCGAGCAAGAGCCUCAAGAAGUGACAUUUGCAUGUUUGGAUCUUUUCAAAAUGGGAGAGUAUCCAACAUUAUCAUUCACAAAAGUCAAAAUUCCAACAAAUUCGGAGACAUGGAAUCUGACAGACAAAGCAUCGGUUGGCACUGGUUGCAUGUCUACGGAUCAAUGUGGUCUAUACUCCACCUGUCUCAAUGGAGCAACGUGUGUAGAUAUUUGGAACAAGCGAAAAUGCGUCUGCCCAGCAGGAUUUGCCGGUGAAAACUGUGAAGACAACGUGAACGAUUGCAAAUUUGUCGAUUGCGGUAAACAUGGGUACUGUCUGGAUGGAAUCGAUGAAGCCAAAUGUAUAUGUAACAAUGGAUUCCACGGAGAGCACUGUGAGCUUGCGAAAGACGAAUGUGAAGGUGUCGAGUGUCAUAAUGGUGGGAAAUGUGUGAAGAAUAGAAGCGAGAAAAUCGUUUGCCAAUGUGGAAACUCGUGGAUGGGAGAUUCGUGCAACGUUACCAAAACCACGAAUUGCAAAGAUUCACCGUGCCAGAAUUUCGGACAGUGCAUGCAAAAAACCGAUACCUUUUUCGAAUGCAACUGUAUGGAUGGAUACUCCGGUGAGCUAUGCGAGCAGCGUGACGUCAACGAAUGCAAUCACUACGACUGCAACCGUGGUCAUUGUGUCAUGACAGUCAGUGGGCCGGCCUGUCAAUGCGAGAUGGGAUACACUGGAAGAUUCUGCGAGAAGCUUUUGAACCAAUGUUCCAGCAACACUUGUAGCUCAAGAGGCGCUUGCUCUCCAGUCUGGAACAACACUGUCUGCAACUGUGACAAUAAUUGGAGAGGCGCUCAUUGUCAACAUCAAAUGGACACUUGUCUAGACUUUCCCUGUAAUAAUGACGGAGUAUGCAGAACGAAUGACGAGAACACGUUUAGUUGUGAAUGCCAGAAGUUUUUCAUGGGAACGAGAUGCGAAAUCGAGGGAAGCUGUUUGAAAGCUCAAUGUGUGCACGGAGAAUGCAUUCAGUUAUCGCCAGAGACGCACACAUGCAGCUGUAAUAUUGGAUAUGAAGGUGACGCUUGUGAUAAAAAAAUUGACUAUUGCAAAGCAGGGCCAUGCUUGAACGGAGCCAAUUGUGAGAACAAGCUGACGGGCUACAAAUGCACAUGUGCUGUGGGAUUUGAAGGCGCUGAUUGUGAGAUUAACAUUGAUGAAUGUGCGCUCGAGUUCUGUAAGAAUGGUGCAAAAUGUCGAGAUAAGAUCAACGAUUAUGAGUGUGUUUGUGAUGGAACUGGAUUUGAAGGAAGAAACUGCACAACUGACAUCAACGAAUGUGCAAAUCCAAACAACUGCAUCAACGGAGAAUGUACGAAUACUCUUGGAAACUAUAAGUGUGCUUGUCGCAAUGGCUUCAUUGGUCCUCGCUGCUCGGUUCGGAACCCUUGCACCGCGCAAAUCGCAUCAAACAACAUCUCAAGUGUCACUUGUGUACAUGGAAAAUGCGUGAACCCCGUUGUCCAAAUUGAGAAAAACCGCGAAGUGGCGAAAUACGAGUGCGCCUGCGAUCGAGGUUAUACGGGGCCUACGUGUUCGCAAAGAAUAAAAGAGUCAGCCAUGUCAAACAUCAGCUAUUUGUUCGGACCAAUUAUUGCGGUUGUCAUCGUGUUUGCCAUAUUGGGAUGUCUGCUGCUGUUCUUUGUGAUACGGGGCAAUAACGCCAUGCAUGGUCAUUAUAGCCCAAGUUCGCACGAAUUCACACAGAAUCGAAUGGCGAUGCCAACUGUGAUCAAACUUCCACCUCAAGAACGUCUUAUCUGAACCCUGAAUACCUGAAUUAUUUGCUCAAAAAGUGUGUAUUUUGCCCCCCCCCCCCACUCACCUCUCCUGUUCAUCUGUGUCUUUUCUCGUUGCAUCUACUUAAAUUUUAUUUCCACAUUUUCAUCACAAAACACUUCAUUACUAUGUUACGGGUUUGAAUAGUGCUCUUAAAUUGUUUUUUCCUCUGUAUGUAAGUAAUGGUUAUGUUUAUUAUUAUUAUCAAAAUUUUUGUUGCCAUUUUUGCAAUAAACAAUUAGAAGAUUAGAUUGAAA
Molecule: messenger RNA, 5606 nt
Organism: Caenorhabditis elegans
Lineage: Eukaryota; Metazoa; Nematoda; Chromadorea; Rhabditida; Rhabditidae
Gene: crb-1
Exons: 30
Coding region: 166-5334 (1722 amino acids)
Biological process (GO): nervous system development
Cellular component (GO): extracellular region; cytoplasm; membrane
Molecular function (GO): calcium ion binding
Source: RefSeq, marked reviewed